AUGAAAAAGAGCCAGACGAUGCAGGGCACCUUCAGCAAACUCUUUGGGAAGAAGCAUACAAACUCUGCCGCCACGUCCCUCUACGCCACCAACCCACCCUGGAUUUUCACCCAAGAGGCCCAGGAAGAGGGAACCAGGGAUUUUGAUGGGAUCUAUUAUGGAGACAGUCGGUUCAACACUGUGAGUGAAUCCGGAACAGCCACGCUGAAAGCCCGGCCGAGAGUCCGGCCCCUUCUGACCUUCCUUCCCUUGAAUGCCCAGGAGAACCAUGGGCUGGCUGUACCUACCCCCUCUGUCCCAGAAGACUUUGCAGACAAAGAAGUGGGAGGUAAGAGAACUCUGAUCUUGUGCCCUCCCCCACCAUCACCCUUUCUUCCCCCCCCUAUACCUUCUUUGCCAGUCCCUGGACCCCCGAGUCCAGUCUCUCCUCACACAGCUGGAAUGUGUCUCUUACCCAGUGGAGGUAUUAUCAAGUGGAAAUCAGAAGUAGCACUCAAUGGCAGGCAGCCAGAAGACCCCAGAACCAGCCCCCCCAAAAGCCCUGCUGAACUAAAGGGGAGCCCCCUAGGGCCUACCCCGGAAUCCCACCUGACAUUCCCCAGGUCAUUCAAGGUGCCUCCCCCAACUCCAGUCAGGACUUCCUCUAUCCCAGUUCUGGAAGCACCAGGGGCUUCCCCAGAGGAGGAGGAAGCCAGCCUCCCACUGCCUUCCAGCUUCAGCAUCCGCCCUGCAUCUCAAGUUUACCCAGACAGGGCCCUGGAGCCUGAGCACCAGAGAGAGCCCAGGCUUGAGACACCAGGCAGCCCAAGGCUCAAGCAAUCUGAACCCCAGACAAAUGGACAAGCUGGAGUUCCACCCCCAGCUCCUCCCUUGCCUCCACCUGCUCCCCCACUUCCUCCACCAGCGCCCUCCCUUCCCCCAGCUGCUCCUCCUUUGCCCUCUACUGAGCAGGCAGUCCCUCCAUCUUCUGGAUUUACCAAUAUCCCAAAAUCCAGCUCACCUACUCCCAACUCCAAACCCGACCCCCCCACUCUGGAGGACACAGACUCAUCAGAACCCGUUGACUGGAGGGACCCCCGGCAGAUGGAAAAGCUUCGAAGUGAGCUGUCAGCCUAUCUCUGUGGGUCCAGGAAAGAGGAUCGGUCACUUGGCCACAGGCCAGUCUCUAUGGUGGCCUUGAAGGACAAGGAGAGCAAGAAGGGCUCCAGCUUAUCAGAGGCGGCAGCUCCUCCAAGCCUGCCUGAGAAGAUACACCCCUGUGGUUCUGAGAAGAGUCCCUCCAGCAACCACCUUUCAGAGAGAAAAACCACCAGCAGCCCGACCCUACCCCCUGUGGACUACAUCCCCCAGGGUACUACAGCCCCCAGUGUCAAGCAGAUCCGGAAUGAGCUGGAGGCUCGGUUUGCCUCCUCAGCAGAGAAAGAAGCCAAACCCAGCAUAGCAUCUUUGCCUCCCAAACCCAGGUUGGAGGGGGGAAGAAUCUUUGAAAAUGGGACUGAUAAUGGCAGAUUACAUAAGCCUGUCACCAAGAAUCCACCCCAGCUGCCUGCCACCCCUCUGUCGGCCACACCACUCCAGUCCAAGAUUACACCUGGUCCAGCAGCACCACCCAAGGCCACACCUAGGCCAGCCUUACCACUCAAGCCUACACCUGAGCAGAUGACACCACCCAAGCACAUACCUGGGCAGGUGACACCACCCAAGCACACACCUGAGCAGGCCACACCACUCAAGCCUGCACCUGGACAGGCCACACCACCCAAAGACCCACCUGGGCAGACCACACCACCCAAGCACACACUUGGAAAGGCCACACCACCCAAAGACCUACCUGGGCAGACCACAUCAACCAAGCACCCACCGGGGCAGGACACAUCAACCAAGGACACACCUGAGCUGUCCAUCCCAUCAUCUCAGCUGAUGGCUGAGAAGGACCUUGUCCCAGUGAGGCAGAGAGAAAAGCCAGAAUCUCAAGAAAAUGCAGUGGCCACCCAACUGUCCACAAAUGGAACCCUCUCCCCUCCAGCCCUCCCACCAAAGAUGUCCACUGGUGGAGAGGAGGUACCAUUUCUCUACAAACCCCAUCGCAGCCACAACACCCACAGCCGAGGGGUUGCUGUGGUGAUCCCCACUCGGGCCAGAGGCGAGGCCACAGACUCAGGAGGACUAGUGGAUGAAAAGGAGCCCCAAAGGCACCCAGCCAAACCUCUUACCCAAGUCCAGCCUGCUGACCAACUCCUCAGACACCCGGUGACUGGGGAGGUAGUGGAGCGGGGCUCCCCAAUGGCUCUGCUCCUUGCAGCCAGACAGAGGGCACAGAAGGGCAGGCCUGGAGGGACUGCGAUGGGACUGGGAAGGUCCUCUCUGCCAGGGAGUCUCCGUAACCAUAGCAAUCAAACAGAGGCCAGCUCUGACAGCAUCUUUUACAGAGGUAGCCGGCCCAACUCCUUCCUUGUGGUCCCUAAGGCACCCAGUGAGACAGAGGACUCCCAUCGGACCUCAGCACGGCCCGCUGGACCCAGUCAGUGGAAGCCCCAGCAGGGAAGAGACAUACAGGGCCCAGAGCCAAGCCACAGGCAUGGGUGGACCAAGGCCGAGUCCCCAGCCGUGGCCUCGGUGGCCCGGGAAAGACAGGCUCCCUCAAGCUUACCCCAGGGCGGCGCCCUCCCCAAAUCCUUCUCCUCUCCACCCUCUCCUUCCUACAAGAGGGAAGAGGAAGAAGAGGAGUUUUGCUUUGAUAUCAUUCCGCCGCCACCAGAGUUCAGCAAUGACCCUGAGCCCCCCGCCCUUGAGCUGCAGCAUCGGAGCCGUCAAGGGUCCCCACCCACAAACAACUUCUCGGACUUGGGACAGUCCCUGGACGCGGGCCCCGGGGCCAAUCCGGCUCGCAGCUUCUCGCGCUUUUCUGGCGCUCAAUACUCCGGGUUCGGGGGCCUGGAUCGCCUCUCAGGCAGCGGACGCUCGCUCAUCAAAAAACGCCUGUAUGUCGGGGAGCCCCACCACAACCCCGGGACGCCCCGCGGCGCCACUGGCCGCAGCAUGAGCUCCCCUAACUGCUUCGGACCGCAACCCGGGGGCCCCGAGACGCGACGGGUCAACUCGGCUGGCCGCGCAGCCCCUGGAGGCCUGAACGCACGGAGGCUGUCGCUGGAAGGCUCCCGAGGUACAGCUGAGGUCAAGUACAAGCUGCCCAGCGGAGGCGGUGGUAAUGGCAGCAAACCUGGCGACUAUGGCUUCGUCCCUGCUAAAGGAACCAGGUCUCUCCACGGCACCACCCACUAUGGAAGCCCCAUAAAUACGUUCACCGUGAGGCCAGGGACACGCCAUCCCAUUUCCUACAACUACUCUGGGACUCAUCGGAAAACCACCUCCUGA
This is a messenger RNA of Cricetulus griseus (Chinese hamster), 3375 nucleotides long. The record is from RefSeq and is a predicted model, not a curated record. NCBI's taxonomy places the organism in Eukaryota, Metazoa, Chordata, Mammalia, Rodentia, Cricetidae.